AUGUUUUGGGGAUUUAGCGAAGCGUUAGAACUUUUCGAGGAAUACUGCAAAGUGCAAGAACCUGGAACGAUUCCACCUGCGGAAUUGAAUAUUUUGCUGUACGGUUUAGGCGAUCCGAGGCACGUGCUGAAAAGUGCAUCCCGGUCAUUCAAACACGGCACCAAGUUAAACUUUUUCCUGCUGGAAGGAUGUCUAGAGUUGUUGGCAAGAAACAUGCUGCUAACCAGUAUCGCAUUCGAGAGCGGCGAACUUUUGUCGGUCAAAGGAAAGACACAUUUGUUCAUGGAUAUUUUUGGAAAUACAUUAUUACGACCGUUCUCUAAUGCCUACAUUAACGCGAAGGCGAAAGUACUGACGCAAUUAGUAACGGAUGCAGAGUUUGCGGAAUCUACAGCACCGAUAUUUUCAUUCGACAGACUAAAAUAUAAGGAACGAGAUCAUUUGGAAAACGUGUUCUGCUUUUGGACAAAUAGAGAGCAGCAUGUUUUCAAUGUGGCCCAUUACUGGGAUGCACGAGUGCGUAACAUGUUAGGGGCCAGAUACGACAACAAGAUGGGCACGUUCGACUGGGACCUGCAUAUGAGGUUGCGUGAAAACGGGGCCAAGCAAAUUUGCCCUCAGGAAUACAAACAUUGGCGUAACACAGGAAUCGCCUUUACUUUUCCAGAAUACGAGCAAAGCGAUCCCAAUAAAACCAUGGCCGUGGGACUGAGUAGAAAUGGGAAUAGCUUUAUGCAUCGUGGCAUUGUAGGAGAUAUUACUACCGGACCAUAUAUUUCAUUCGGAAACAGAUGCCCGGAAGAAAAAUUAACUGCUUCCAAACAUGGGGUUAACGAUUUUAGAUCGACUGAUGUAACUGAACGGAACAUUCACGAAAUCAUUUACGAAAUUCAAGAAAAAAGAGAUUAUAUUUUGGAUGCUACCGAUAUUCACCAAUACGGUACGUAUGUUCUAGAUAUGGGUAAAAAUUUGAAUAAGGAACAAACCCGGUCCGAACCUAUCGAAGCGUGUAGAUACGAUUUGCCGCUUCUAUCUGCAGAAAACCUACGAAUUCAUUUUCUGCCAGUUGAGGAUAUAACAAAAAUCCAAUCUAAAGCAGAACACUCUAACAAAUAUGACAUUGUCGUGAUUGCAAGUAACUAUUUUUCUUUUCUAAAGGAUGAUUUUACUACAAUUUUAAAGGACGGAAGCUUAGUCUGCUUUGAAACUCGUCAGCUGACCGCAUUUCACAAGGACGAGAUAUCCGAAUUUAACACACAAAUAAAAGAUUAUGCCAAAACGUGCUCGCUCGCACCGAUAACUAACUUUGCGGUCAAUAUUCCUCAUUCCGUUAUCGAAAGAUUUCUCAAAUGCAAUAAAAAAAAUCUUUUAAUUACAUACAAAACAUAA
Messenger RNA from Sabethes cyaneus, 1389 nucleotides. RefSeq names its product dynein axonemal assembly factor 3 homolog (gene Dnaaf3). The transcript has 2 exons. The record is from RefSeq and is a predicted model, not a curated record. Bases 1 to 1389 code for a protein of 462 amino acids. NCBI's taxonomy places the organism in Eukaryota, Metazoa, Arthropoda, Insecta, Diptera, Culicidae. Gene Ontology annotation, biological process: motile cilium assembly; axonemal dynein complex assembly.